GGCCGCCGCCUCCCCCAGCAGGUGUGAAUGACAGAAGUGGUGCCAUCCAGCGCCCUCAGCGAGGUCAGCCUGCGCCUCCUUUGCCACGAUGACAUAGACACCGUGAAGCACCUGUGCAGUGACUGGUUCCCCAUUGAGUACCCAGACUCCUGGUAUCGUGAUAUCACAUCCAACAAGAAGUUCUUUUCUCUUGCUGCAACCUACAGAGGUGCCAUCGUGGGAAUGAUAGUAGCUGAAAUUAAAAACAGGACUAAGAUACAUAAAGAGGAUGGAGAUAUUCUAGCCUCCAACUUCUCUGUUGACACGCAAGUUGCGUACAUUCUGAGUCUGGGGGUAGUGAAAGAAUUCAGGAAGCACGGCAUAGGUUCCCUGUUACUUGAAAGUUUAAAGGAUCACAUAUCAACCACCGCCCAGGACCACUGCAAAGCCAUCUACCUGCAUGUUCUCACCACCAACAACACAGCAAUAAACUUCUACGAAAACAGAGACUUUAAGCAGCAUCACUAUCUCCCCUAUUACUACUCCAUCCGAGGGGUCCUUAAAGAUGGCUUCACCUAUGUGCUCUACAUCAAUGGCGGCCACCCUCCCUGGACAAUCUUGGACUACAUCCAGCACCUGGGCUCUGCGCUAGCCAGCCUGAGCCCCUGCUCCAUCCCACACAGGGUGUAUCGCCAGGCCCACAGCCUGCUCUGCAGCUUCCUGCCAUGGUCAGGCAUCUCCACCAAGGGCAGCAUCGAGUACAGCCGGACCAUGUGAUGCUGGCUGGGCAGCCUCCCCCAGGCCCCACCCCUCGAUACCCUGCAGAGCCCAUUUCCCUGUCCAUCUGAUCCCUGCUGUCCUCUACAAAUCAGCUGGCAGCCACUUGCCAGGCCUGUCAGCCUGACGCAGCUGCAGGUACGGUGCUACAUGGGCUCAGGAGCAGAGCAUCGUGGCCACACCCAGGGCACACCUGGUCUACAACAGGUACACCAGAACAGA
This is a messenger RNA of Carlito syrichta (Philippine tarsier), 978 nucleotides long. It is a transcript of the gene NAA60, whose product is annotated as N(alpha)-acetyltransferase 60, NatF catalytic subunit. Lineage: Eukaryota; Metazoa; Chordata; Mammalia; Primates; Tarsiidae. Gene Ontology annotation, biological process: N-terminal peptidyl-methionine acetylation. The transcript is spliced from 7 exons. The record is from RefSeq and is a predicted model, not a curated record. Bases 28 to 756 code for a protein of 242 amino acids. Gene Ontology annotation, cellular component: Golgi membrane. Gene Ontology annotation, molecular function: protein-N-terminal amino-acid acetyltransferase activity; histone acetyltransferase activity.